GUUCUUUAAACUGUCAUGCGCGUGCCUGUCAGAAAACGUUAAAGCUGCACACAAGUGAAUCCGUCAUUGGGAAAAAAAGCAAAAAUACGCGUAUUUGAAUUAAAUUUCGGCCAGUUUGGGACGACGUAGUUGUAAAUAAUGGCAAAACCCGAGCAGGUGCUGACGAUCGAACCGCAAAAUGAGCUUAGAUUUAGAGGCCCCUUUAGCGUACCAGUGACAUCUUAUAUGAAAUUAACCAAUCCAUCGGAUAGGAAAGUUCUAUUUAAAAUAAAGACUACCGCCCCCAAGAAAUACUGUGUUAGACCAAAUUCGGGAAUACUCGAGCCGAGCAGUAAUGCGGAAAUUGCCAUCUGUUUACAGCCGUUUGUAUUCGAUCCGGUCGAGAAAAACAAGCACAAGUUCAUGGUGCAGACGGUUUACGCGCCCGACUCGGAUGCGAACCUCGAGCAGUUGUGGAAGGACAUCAAUCCGGAGCAGAUGAUGGACUCGAAGCUCAAGUGCGUGUUUGAGCUGCCGCCGGAUCAGGCCGACGCGCCCGCCGCCGAGGAACCGGCUAAGGUCAGUCCGAAACCGACUCAGCAGACGUUCGUGCCGGCGGCUCACGAGAAUUUGGAGUUGGAGGAGGCGGCAGUCGAGGUACAGCAAUUGCGCGAGGAGGAGAGCCUGCUGAGGCAGGAGAAUCUGCGGCUCAAAGAGGAGAUCCUAAGAUUGAAGCACUCGGCGAACGUGGGACAGCCGCAGCUGUCGAAGUACACGCCGAACGCGGUCCAGCCGCAGGGAAUCUCCGUCGCUUACCUCGUCGCGGGCAUCGCGAUCGCGAUUUUCGGCAUCAUCAUGGGGAAAUUCAUACUUUGAACACCUACAGUUUAAUUGUUACGUGUACAGACAAAUACAGUGGCUUCUGAUCUUUCCACUAUUGUAUAUUAAUUUUCUUUUCCUCCUGUCUCGGUUUCUUUUACUUUGUUUGAUCGAAAUAAAAUAGGACAGCGACCCGCCGAGUAGGUUAUGUUUUUUCGGACCUUUUUUUUUUUAUUUCAAACCCUUCAUUGGCUAAUUGACGACUGUGAUGUGUGUGUGUGAGUGAAAAUUUCGUAUUUUCGUAUUGUAUAGUUUUAAAUUGAUGCACGCGUCGUGAGAACAGGGAUCGAAGCUACUCAGUUGAAAAACACACAAAUCAUAUUCGCAUCAGCGCAACUUGGGGAGGGGGAGGGGGGGCAUCCUUACUUAAGAUUGCAAUAUGUGGUAAUUUCAAAAAAAAUAUUACAGUAGUUGAGAUUUAAAGGAAGAAUAUCAUUAUACAAUAUAUGUACGUUAUACAGUUCCAUUUCAUUUGCAUUUCCUUUUUUUAGUUUCUUUGUUUUGGUAAUGGUUAGUUACGCACUUGCCAAGAUUGUGACAGUUUAUUGCAUGUUUUGUGUUAGCGAACACUAUAAUCUGUUGUAUUUGUGUUUCAUUUACCUUUCGUAGAUGUAUGUUUUGAAGACUAGGACGAUCUGCUGUUUUAGUUAAUUAGUUCGUGUAAUUUAUUUUUUUUAAUAAACUUGGCUUGGUGCAACUGUUCAUAAUGUAUUAUAUUAUAAUAAACUUCACGAUAACUAUG
Molecule: messenger RNA, 1600 nt
Organism: Photinus pyralis (common eastern firefly)
Lineage: Eukaryota; Metazoa; Arthropoda; Insecta; Coleoptera; Lampyridae
Gene: Vap33
Product: vesicle-associated membrane protein-associated protein B
Exons: 4
Coding region: 139-855 (238 amino acids)
Biological process (GO): endoplasmic reticulum membrane organization
Cellular component (GO): endoplasmic reticulum membrane; plasma membrane
Molecular function (GO): FFAT motif binding
Source: RefSeq, a predicted model, not a curated record